CCCGGUACCCAGGCGCCUCGGUCCCGUGCGGAGAGAAGACUAGUGUUUACGUCGUGAGUUUAGUUUCCCGCGCCCACCUUUCAGCAGCACCACCUUUACAGCCGCGGCAUUGUGUCGUUUUUUUUAUAAACCAUGAGGCACACACGAGCAUCUAGGAGCAAAACCGUAAAUGAUCAGACGAACGGAGAUGUUCUGGGCACAAAAGUGUGGCAAUGGCAAGGGGACGAGGGCCAAUGGGAACUGUACCCUCCUUCGACAUCUGCCAUACUGGACUCCGCCGUGUCCUCCGGGGACGCCUCCGUCACCAUCACGUUGGGCGCCGCGGGGACAGCCUAUGACGUCGACCUGAAGAAGAUGGUUCAAAUUAACCCCGCCACCAAGUACAAAAGAAAAAUACGCUCUCAGAUGGUGAAAUCAGAGCCUGCGAGUGGAGAUGGAGCCCCGGUUGGGCCGGCUGAAGGAGCGGAACAAGUUAAAGUGGAACCAAAGGUGGAACCAAAGGAGGAACCAAAGGAGGAACUAGAGGAGGAGCCAGCUCCUAAGAAGAGGAGGGGCCAGGCCAAGAGCCAGGCAAAAGUCCAAAAGCCCAAAGACGAAGCGACGAGUACUGAGGUGGUAAAGACCGUGAUCAUGAAGGGGAAGGCUCCAGUGGACUCUGAGUGUAAGGCCAAGCUGGGCAAGGCCCAUGUUUACAGUGAAAGGGAGGACGUCUAUGACGUCAUGCUAAAUCAGACAAACCUGCAGUUCAACAACAACAAGUACUACCUACUCCAGCUGCUAGAAGACGACAGCUCCAAGAGCUAUAGCGUGUGGCUGAGAUGGGGCAGAGUUGGUAAAUCGGGCCAGAGCAGCUUGACAGCCUGCGGAGGAGACCUGAACAAGGCCAAAGACUUCUUCAAGAAAAAAUUCGAGGAAAAGACAAAGAAUAACUGGGAACACCGGCUUAACUUUGAGAAAGUCCCUGGAAAAUAUGACAUGGUGUUCAUGGACUACAGUACCUCUUCAAAGGAGGAGCCCACGCUGGAGGUGGACGCCGCGCCCAAGAAGUGGACCUCCAAGCUGGAUGAGAAGGUCCAGUCCCUGCUGGAGCUCAUCUGUGACAUCAAGGCCAUGGAGGAGUGUGUGCUGGAGAUGAAGUUUGACACUCGCAAAGCCCCCCUGGGCAAGCUGACGUCGGAGCAGAUCCGAGCGGGCUACGCCGCCCUGAAGCGGAUCGAAGAGUGCCUGAAGAAGAAGGACAGCCGCAAAGACCUGUUGGAGGCCUGCAACCAGUUCUACACUCGCAUCCCCCACGACUUUGGGCUGAAGACACCCCCCAUGAUCAGCUCUGAGGACGACCUGAAGGAAAAGAUAGCUCUGUUGGAGGCCCUCAGUGACAUCCAGAUCGCCGUGAAGAUGGUCCAGGCCAGUGCCAACGCGGAGGAGCAUCCCCUGGACCGCCAGUACCACUCCCUCCAGUGCCAGCUGCAGCCCCUGGACGCCGGCAGCGACGCAUACCAGACGGUCUCCAGCUACCUGCAGAGCACCCACGCCCCCACCCACAGCGAGUACACCAUGAGCGUCCUGGACAUCUUCUCCGUGGACCGCCAGGGCGAAUCGGAGAAGUUCCUCUCCGGGAUGCACAACAAGACUCUGCUGUGGCACGGAUCCCGUCUGUCCAACUACGUGGGCAUCCUGAGUCAGGGGCUCCGCGUGGCCCCCCCCGAGGCCCCCGUCACCGGAUACAUGUUCGGUAAAGGGAUCUACUUCGCCGACAUGUCGUCGAAGAGCGCCAACUACUGCUUCACCAACCAGCGCAACAACAUAGGCCUGCUGCUGCUGAGCGAGGUGGCGCUGGGGGACUGCAACGAGCUCCUGGACGCAGACUACGAGGCGCAGAAACUCCCCGAGGGCAAACACAGCACCAAGGGCAUGGGCCAGACCGGCCCGGACCCCAAGAACGCCGUCACCCUGGACGGCUUCUCGGUGCCCAUUGGCCCGCCGGUGAAGACGGGUGUGGGCCGGGCGGGGUCCUACUCCCUCCUCUACAACGAGUUCAUCGUGUACAACCCCGCCCAGGUCCGCAUGCGCUACCUGCUCAGAGUCCAGUUCAACUACCCCUCCCUGUGGUGAGCGGGAGGGGGAACCACCCCCCCAACGCGGCACCGGUCACUUGGCCAGGUCCCGCUGUCCGGAUCGUUCCCCUGGACCCACGCUCCAGAUCCUCGCUGUCGGUUUUAUUUUUUAAAGGUUUUAAAGGUCUAAAUGGGGACAGCUUUUAUUCCAUUAAGGCGUUCUACUUAAAGUCACUUAUAAGGUUUUCAUCGGUUCUUCACCUAACCCAAUGAUAAUAUUGCUACUACAGGUCAGGGGAACAGUGCCAUUUGUUGACAGAAUGUUGCACUUUUUUGUACGUUGUACAUAAGGGUAUUGUUGCGUAAUAAACUGGGUUGUUAAUGUCA
Molecule: messenger RNA, 2441 nt
Organism: Gadus morhua (Atlantic cod)
Lineage: Eukaryota; Metazoa; Chordata; Actinopteri; Gadiformes; Gadidae
Gene: parp2
Product: poly (ADP-ribose) polymerase 2
Exons: 17
Coding region: 133-2112 (659 amino acids)
Biological process (GO): double-strand break repair; protein poly-ADP-ribosylation
Cellular component (GO): nucleolus
Molecular function (GO): zinc ion binding; NAD+ poly-ADP-ribosyltransferase activity
Source: RefSeq, a predicted model, not a curated record